Haliotis rubra (blacklip abalone) is the source of this 4136-nucleotide messenger RNA. Its product is annotated as high-affinity choline transporter 1-like. Bases 263 to 2056 code for a protein of 597 amino acids. Lineage: Eukaryota; Metazoa; Mollusca; Gastropoda; Lepetellida; Haliotidae. Gene Ontology annotation, cellular component: plasma membrane. The record is from RefSeq and is a predicted model, not a curated record. The transcript has 9 exons. Gene Ontology annotation, biological process: choline transport; acetylcholine biosynthetic process; transmembrane transport. Gene Ontology annotation, molecular function: choline:sodium symporter activity.
ACCGACGAUUCCAUUUCAUCAACAGGCAAACCAGCAUGAUUUGUUUAAUCCCUUAGCUGUCUGCAAACCGAUGUGUCAGUACAAUGGAGCUGAACCGGUCACACCUGCCUAAAAAUACCACGCCGUAUGGCCCUUAUCCCCCUCGAUCACCGCUCACCUGAGACUAGUCUCACAAACGUCAACACACACUAAACGCCAGGCCACAGGCGGAUACAGUGAAUUGAACACAUACUCUCGGAAACGGAUCCCAUGAGCUGUCGACAUGGCGGUCCACAUUCCGGGACUCAUUGCAAUCGUCGUCUUCUACCUUCUGAUUCUGGGGGUGGGCUUAUGGGCAGCCCGGAAGACCGGACUUAAGAAGGGUCAGUCUAGCACUGAAGAGGUCAUGCUGGCAGGGAGGGACAUCGGGAUGUUUGUGGGAUGCUUUACCCUCACAGCUACCUGGGUCGGAGGAGGAUUCAUCAACGGUUCCUCGGAGAUCGUCGUGCUGAGCGGCCUCGUGUGGUGCCAGGCUCCAGUGGGGUAUGGACUCUCCCUCGUAUUUGGAGGGAUUUUCUUUGCCGACAAAAUGAGACGAAGCAAGUACAACACCAUGCUGGAUCCAUUCAACCGGAAGUACGGUGACUUGAUGGGGGCGCUGUUGUAUAUACCCGCCAUGUUGGGAGAGAUGUUUUGGUCAGCGGCCAUAUUGUCUGCCUUAGGGGCAACACUUGCUGUUAUUUUGGACAUUAACACGACUCUCUCCAUCCUCAUCUCAGCAGCUAUAUCGCUGUUGUACACGUUGGUCGGGGGGUUGUAUUCCGUGGCUUACACCGAUGUGGUUCAGCUCAUCUGCAUUUUUAUUGGUCUCUGGGUCAGUGUGCCCUUUGCAAUGAUGAACUCAGCUUCAAAGUCGAUCAUCGUCGACUCAUCGUCGGCUCCAUUGUCGUCGACGUGGUUAGGAGAGGUAGCGACCACCGAUAUAGGGAUCUACAUGGACACCUUCUUACUGCUCAUUUUCGGGGGUAUUCCUUGGCAGGUAUAUUUCCAACGUGUGCUGUCAGCUAGAUCAGUGAAUAUCGCUCGUACCUUGUCCUUUGCGGGCGGGUUUGGAUGCAUGUUUAUGGCUAUACCGGCAGUGUUGAUAGGAGCCAUAGCAUCGAACACAGAUUGGAAUCAAACUGCUUAUGACAAGCAAAUAAAUGGUUCCAUUCCGACGGAUGAAUUGGGGCUAACUCUACCCUUAGUGCUUCGCUAUCUCACCCCUGACGCUGUUACGUUUAUUGGCCUGGGCGCUGUCUCCGCCGCCGUCAUGUCCUCCACCGACUCCUCCCUACUCUCCUCCAGUUCCAUGUUCGCAAGGAACGUCUUCGGCGUUGUCUACACUCGAUGCACCAAGAAGAAGUUUUCCGAUCGUAUGACAAUCUGGGUUAUGCGAUUUACGCAGCUGGUCAUCGCAGGCUGUGCGUGUGCCAUGGCGAUAACAGUGAAAUCGAUUUACUAUCUCUUCUACCUGUGUUCAGACCUCGUGUUCGUCAUCCUCUUUCCUCAACUGGCAUGCGCCGUGUACCUUCACGAUACCAAUUCAUAUGGGUCCCUUCUUGGGUUCAUAAUCGGUCUGAUCUUCCGAUUGUUGGGCGGAGAACCGGGCCUCGGUUUGCCCCCGUCGAUUCACUACCCAUGGUAUGACAAGGAUGCUGGUCAACGCUUCCCCUUCAGAUCUUUGACCAUGAUCAUAACUCUCGUAACGGUAAUACUAGGUUCCUACCUUUUCCACGUACUUUUCAAGAGUGGUUGUCUACCGAUUGAAUUCGACAUCUUUAACAGUUUCACCGACAAGCCAAGGACGGUUCUGACUUCAACCACAGCGCCGAUCGAGGUAGCGAAACUGCCAUCAGACGUUCCCUCUUCGUACCAACCGUACGUCCCCGAUGACCUUCAUGAACGAAAGGUCAAUUUGAGUAAGAGGGGGCACGACAAUCCAGUGUUUCGACAGGAGCCGUACCAGACAGACACGCUGGGCAGUAACGGGACAGUAGACGCUGAGAAACCCCUGAAGACUGUGACCAGGUUAUAGACAACAACGACGUUGUUCAGUAAACUAUGUUAUUACGAACACACGUAUAAUGGACCGACGGAUGUAUGCCUGAUCACUGCUACUUGAUGUAUAUUUUAGUUGAAAUCCAUAUUAUGGACAAUGCUUAUACCACACUAGAAUUUGUGGUCCCUUUGAAUUCGUUUUUGUACGUUUAUGAGUUAACAGUAUGUUUCUUGAGGUUAUGCAUGUAAUCAGUCAUCCCGUUUGUAAUUGUUCAAAUUAACCUUACGUAAAACAAUUGGACGAAGGGUAGUCACGUCUGUCGUAUGUAUUUGUUCAAUGUUUCUUUGUACUCGGUUAAUGAUGCUAUGAACAUUAAUCGGACAUAACUGCUAAGAGAGUCAGCCAGAAAAGUUCAUCUGCGUUGUGAUUCUGCAGUGCAUUUGACAAAAGCCGUCAACAGGAAAUCCCGAACGAUCUGUCCUGAGUGAAUAAAUAUUAAAACUCCCCAGCCAUGGACAGAUAAUCCGUGAUUCCGAGUUGGAAGUAUUUUAUUAUAUAUUGCCCACAGAUUCUUUCCAUAAAUAUAGCUCUGGUCUCAAGACAUCAACUCAGUCAAUAUAUUACUGUAAAGACUUCUUCUUUAUCUUCAAUUAUUUGAAACCGUAGACUAAAUGACGUCACGGAAACUCCAUAGUAUUGAACAACUGGACAUCAUUCCGAUGCCUGAAAUCAAAUACACAUCGUCAGUGCAAAAGAUUACCCAGUCUUGAUUAUCCUGAGAAACAAAUCCCGUUUGGUUUAUAGGGAAAGUUAGCUGUGAAAGUUACAUGAAUGAAUUACUGAAAAUCAAUGAUGACACCAGGCUAGAUUACUAACAAUAGGGUUCAAGAUAUACCCACCUUAGCUGUGGGUAAUAAACUGCCUGGACAUCGACGGUCGAUGGUAAUGAUAAACAAGAAAUAAUGUGGAUGUAUUUGAUACUAGGCUUAUCAUCGCUGUGUGUUGGAAUUCAGUGUGUCGAGGACUGUUUUCAUUCUAAUAUAGUUUUGAUAAUGUUUCUGAUUUUGGAUCAGAUAGAAUGUUCAACUGUAUUCUUUGUUUUAGCAGUAACUAUAAUCUGACACACCGUAUGGGCAGUCUCCAGACGUCUUACAUCAAUGAUUUGCAGAAAUUGUAUAUAUUAGACAGAUUAUAUCAGCAUGUAUCACCUAGAAUGUAUUACCUGGAAGGCAACAUUAAACAAUCAGUGCGUUACACACCCUGCGAUACUAAUACAUAUGUUUUUGUACGCUAACCCAUGUCCUAUUUCAUAUCUUUUGCUUUAUAAUGAGAAGAUUUCACUGCACUAAGAAAUACAUUAUUCAGCAAUAACGAAAUAAAAAAAAUGGAUUGCAAUACUUUACACCAGCGUAUACCCGGAACAGUUGUCAUCUCAUUGUCCUUCUCUUUAAAAAUACAUUGAGAUGCUGAGAGUUAAGACGACAAAAAUACAAAUUUCCAACAAAUUUAGGUUUCGUAUGUGAUUUAAAUAAACGACUUCAUUUUUAAAAAAGCACCAAGCUUUCCAUCCGGGACACUCGACAAUCGAUAAUAUUUUGACGCUGUAGUCUUUAUGCUCAAAAUAUUGAUGCAAAUCCAUAGGCCACAUUUGGGUCUCCUUUGUAGAUUUUGAAGAAGGCUUUCAAGAACAUGCUGUCUAGCUAAUACAUGGCUGACUUGCUGUAUAACAUAAUGUCCUUAAAUGUAUGCAGUUGGAUGUUAAGGUUUAUGUAAAACUUUGGUCGAACCAAGUUUUCCUACAAGCACUGCGAUAUAUACGUCCUCAUUACUGACGCUCCUGUUUCAUAUCAAUAUGCAUUCUAUUACCGAUUAUCAUGGUGCUUACAUGAAUGCUUGCAAAGUGGAAAUCAUUUUUAUCCAUGAUGUGUUCAAUAAUAGGAUCCUGUGUCCAAGAUGUCGUAGAACGGCUGGAGAGCUUAGUUGUUGAAACUUGUCCCCGCAGUGAUAUUGCUGGAAUUUUGCAAAAGGCGGCAUUAAAACUCGCUGACUUACAUAGAUUGUCUUUUACAUGGAAACCUUGUGCCUCGUGCUAUGAAUAAAUAUUUUUUCGAGCUUG